UCACCUGGUCACUCCGUGGAGGUGGAAGGCUUCAUUCCAGAAGAUUGUAAAGUGUUUGCCAUAAACUUGGGAACAGAUGGGAAGAAUUUUGUGCUACACUUUAAUCCUCGAUUUGACCAUCUUGGAGUCAAGGGCAUGUUAAUCUUGAACUCAAAGGUGGACAAUGUCUGGGGACAAGAGCAAAGGGAAAGCUUCUUCCCCUUCCAGGAGGGAUUAGGGAUGUCUUCAAUUUACAAGCCAACCUCAAUGCUCUGUGUAAUUGGGCAACUAUGUGGCAAAUGA
This is a messenger RNA of Staurois parvus, 282 nucleotides long. The record is from the annotation of a GenBank genome assembly. NCBI's taxonomy places the organism in Eukaryota, Metazoa, Chordata, Amphibia, Anura, Ranidae.